Messenger RNA from Misgurnus anguillicaudatus (oriental weatherfish), 1633 nucleotides. The record is from RefSeq and is a predicted model, not a curated record. Lineage: Eukaryota; Metazoa; Chordata; Actinopteri; Cypriniformes; Cobitidae.
AUGUCUAUCUCGGAUGGCUUGAGGACAGGUUUGCCUCAGGCACUGGAGUUUCUCACUGAGAUGACCAUGAAGGUGUGGAGAUGUAGCUGCCCUCAGAAAGCAUUGCCUGCUGUACUGCAAUCCUGUUUGUCUUAUUCUUUGACUGCUAGACUGGCCCCAAAAUGGAAUAAAGCUGGCCAAUAUCUUAUUGCAGGAAAGGACUUUCUCAAUCACUCUGAUAAACUAAAUGCAGUUGUUCUGGAGCUAAGCAUCACAGAGACUCAGCUAUGUGUCAGUGUGGAGGCCAACAAAGUUAGACUUCCCCCAGCUGUGAUAAAGGAUUUUAAUUUUCCUACUCCUGUGGUGGAAAACUUCCAGGACACUUAUGAUGCUGUGCUUUAUACAACCAUGCCAAAUAACUGGUGCCACGUACUACCAAGUAUGAAGAAAGGUCAGCUCAUCAGUAUCAGUCACAGAAUUCCACAGGAAUGUCCAUUCCAAUCAUACUCAGAAUUCCAGAGGCAUUGGAAUAGCAUGUAUGGAUACCAACUUCCAUCAGAAAGUGAAGAAAAAGUGAUCUACUGCAGUCUGUACUUCAAGCCAAUAGGUGACAAGCUGUUCACAUACCCAAUGUGCUGUAUCCGCACUCAGCCAGUACAGUGUUUUCCCAGAGUGGACCUGCAGGGGGUGCUGAGCACCUUCAUAUCAGAUCUGCAGACUGGACUGGAAAGUGUUUGUGGUUUUCCAAUACAGAUGUCCAACAAGCCUUGCUACUACAACAAUGAUCUGGUCAGACCAGUCUCUGAGUACUCUGGAACCCUGCCUGUAAAUUUAACAACAGACAACAGGAUCAGCACUGUGCUAAACCAUACACCCCUCAGCAGCCUACAUGACACAGCUGAACAUGACUCUUCUGGGAAACCAACUGAAGAGAAAAAACAUCCCAGUUUGGUGUCAUCUUUUGACCAAAAAACAUGGCCUUACCUCAACUCGAAAACUUCAUCCUCUCCCACACAUGUUAAUUUUACACAGAGCCAGUCACAGUCUGUGUUUCUGAGACCAAAACUUGUGCCAGUCUUCAGAAGCCAAUCACAAACCUGCCACAUAAAUGUGACAGAGAAACAGCAAAGGGGACUGGAUGGACAGAAGAAGCUGACAGCAGUUGUAAGCCCUCUGUCGUCUACCUGUCUGCAGUCGUCCAAGCUCCAGUGCUCUACACCUCCAAUCCAUUCCUUCCAGUUUUCCAGGCCAAACCCUGAUCGUGUGACCUUACCCUUUUUUAAGGGGCAGAUGGCCCACAGUGGAAUCACCAAAGUUCUUUCAAACCAGCCUUUUGUGCAGACACAUCCCCAAAUUUGUGAGAUCUCCAGUAAAAGAGGAGGAGACACUUUUGAGUCAAAACCAAAGAGACUCAAACCGAGUGUGCUGGAUGUGGAAGACUAUGCCAAAAGCAAUCAGCUCUCGAAGGUCAACUCCGUGACUCUGCAGUCGAGGGGUCAGCGUGUGCUCAAAGGUUAAGAAAGAGCAGCUAGUGUCAAAGGUUAUGCAAUGUCUGAGUGAAACUUUAGGCAGAGGAGCCACAUCUAGAAUGGAUGCCUAAGUGUUGGGUUACCGGAACACUACGCUAUAGUAAUCCCAAGCUAUAUCUUUCCAC